Molecule: messenger RNA, 1359 nt
Organism: Epithele typhae
Lineage: Eukaryota; Fungi; Basidiomycota; Agaricomycetes; Polyporales; Epitheliaceae
Exons: 4
Coding region: 1-1359 (452 amino acids)
Source: RefSeq, a predicted model, not a curated record
AUGAAGUUCUCGAUCGCAUACGUUGUCCUCGCUCUCGCCACCGCUGCGGCCGCUUUUCCCGCGGACACCACAGGCUUCUUGCAAGGCAACCGCGUCGCACGCGACACUCCCCUCACAAGCGACUCGCAACCGUCACCAGUCUCUUCGCCCUCCGUCGGACCGUUGGACCCUGCCUCCUCCUCCCUGUCGUCGGGCACGCCGCCUGUAAACCCCUCGAGCUCGUCCGCUGCCUCCAGCGACCCGUCGAGCGCUUCCUCAUCAUCAUCGGCCAGCAACAGUACGACUUCCACUUCGACGUCAAUUGCCUCGGACAUCACUUCAAGUUCCAGCACGGAUGUCCUGACGAGCACGAGCUCCUCCACCGAGGCCACCUCCUCGUUCGCCUCCUCGUCCACCGGAAUGUCGACCUCCUCGACUGAGGCUGUGUCUUCGACCUCCACCUCCACCGCUACCUCGACUGCGUCAGAUGUGACCCCGACCUCCACCGAGUCGGCAACUUCGACCUUGACUGAUGUAAAUUCCAGCUCAACCGAUGCGUCGACGUCGACCUCCACCUCGGACGCCUCCACCUCCACCUCCAACCCGGCUACAUCGACUUCGAACGCGGCUUCCUCGACGGUUACUUCCAGCCCCACCUCGGAUGCCUUUACCUCUACUUCCGAAGUGGCUACGUCAACCUCGAGCGUUGCUUCCUCGACGGUUGCGUCCAGUUCCACCGACGUUCCGUCCUCCACGACUGAGCAGGCAUCUUCCACCUCUGACGUCGUGUCCACGUCGACGUCGGAUGCGAAUGCCACUUCCACGUCUUCCACUGCCCUCACCUCGACUUCGGAUGUUGCUUCCUCUUCCACCACGGUCGUCUCGUCUUCCGCUGCCAGCACGACCUCGAGCUCUAGUUCGGCAGCUGCUCAACCUACGUCGCUUCCCGUGGAUAAGGAUGCCUACACGAGUGGCCACAACAACAUCCGGAUGCAGUUCAACAUGCCUCCACUCUCUUGGUCAGACGAUCUCUCGGCCAAAGCCCAGGAUUAUGCAGACAACUGCCAGCUGCAGCACUCGAACGGAGCCAUCGGGCCGUUCGGUGAGGCGCUCGCUGCCGCAACCGGUGCCUUUGACGCGUCGGCCGCCGUUCGGCUGUUCCUCCAGGACCAGAACAAGUUCAACGCCAAAGCGAAGCAGGUGACCUUGAGCCACUUCACCCAGGCCGUUUGGAAGUCCACGACCCAACUCGGCUGCGGCGUCGCGAGCUGCCCAGGGCUUUUCCCAUCCAAGAAGGGAGCUGCCACGUACCAUGUCUGCCUUUACGAUCCGGUCGGGAAUGUUGUCGGCGAAGAAAAGGCCAACCUCCCCCUCAACUAA